AUGGAUAUGCCACCAGAUCAACAAAUGUGCAAAGUAUGCAAACUCCCAGCCCAUGGCAUGCAUUUCGGAGUCAUGACUUGCAGACCUUGUGCUGCUUUUUUCAGAUUUGUAGUCCUUAAUCUCGAUUAUGUAUGUCUGCAAGACAAGGAGAAGUGUAAUUUGAUUAAUGUUCGGAGGAAUUCCUGUCGGCAGUGUAGAUUCAAAAAGUGUGUGCAAGUGGGGAUGACAGCGGAAAACGUCCAACUCAACCGCGAUGCUCACUCAAACAAUAUUCGGAUGAAGAAUGUAAAGACGCAAAAUUUGAAGAGCGAGGAGGAUACCAUUUGUUCCAAUAAGGCAAGCACGUCUUUGAUGCCUGUCGUGAAAAUUCAAGACAAACUCUACACCAAAUCCAUUCUGUCCGAAAUACAGUACGACAAUCUCUAUAAAGAUAUGCAUGAAGUUUUUAUGUCGGAUACCCCAUCCCUUACUCACGGAUAUUUUACCUCCUUAACUCCCCUAUAUAGAUUCGUCGAGGGUCUGCGACUAAUAAGAAAGUCACAGGAAAAGGAUGAAAUCAAAUUCGAGAAUCGUUUGACCAUGGAAACACUUGUCCCUCAUUGGAGAGCGCAGGCGAAACGGACAGCAAUGCUUACAAUGCACUCAAUGGCUUUCAGAACUCUCCCGCUGACAGAAGCUUCUAGAAUUUAUAAGACAGUUUGGAAGAAUAUUUAUCGAUUGGAACGGAUUCAAAUGUCCACUGAAAUUUUUGGAGGCAAGUGUGUCAGUGAGAAGAAGCUAGCAAUUUCCUGCGAACGAGCCAUCCAUCUGGAUUCAUUGUUCUUUGAUAUUGAAGGGAUGUCCGAGAAUGAUUCCAGGCUAUCACUAGAAGAUUACAAAACGUUUGCCGAGAGAUGUGUUGAAGAAGUGGCCAAGCCGUUAAGCCAGUUGUACCCAUCUAUCGAGGAAGUUGCAUUCCUUAUACUAAUGUUUGUACUGCAUAAUGAAGAAAGUAUCAAAGGGGAAUCUCUAGAAAUCUGCGACCAGUUCCGUGAUAGCAUUGCCGAUGACCUUCACAAGUAUUACCAGAAAAAUGAAGUGGUAAAUUAUGCUCAGCGAAUUGCAAAGAUGAUGGGGAUAAUCAUUGCAAUGAAGAAAAUUCAUUACGAAGAUCGAGGCGGUGGUUUCAUAACGAACACCAAGAAUUCAAAGUUGGGAAUAACCAAUAAACCAACUGGUUGUAUUUAUUGA
This is a messenger RNA of Caenorhabditis remanei, 1230 nucleotides long. RefSeq lists its product as uncharacterized. The transcript has 7 exons. NCBI's taxonomy places the organism in Eukaryota, Metazoa, Nematoda, Chromadorea, Rhabditida, Rhabditidae. Bases 1 to 1230 code for a protein of 409 amino acids. The record is from RefSeq and is a predicted model, not a curated record. Gene Ontology annotation, molecular function: sequence-specific DNA binding; zinc ion binding; DNA-binding transcription factor activity. Gene Ontology annotation, biological process: regulation of DNA-templated transcription.